AUGCACAAAGGCUCCAAGAAGUACUUCGGGCAGAAGUCCUUCAGCGAGGUGGCCAUGGACGAGUACCUGGGCAGCCUGGGGCUGUACCGCAAGAUGACGGCCAAGGACGCCUCCUGCCUCUUCCGAGCCGUGUCGGAGCAGCUGUUCACAUCUCAAAUUCAUCACGCAGAAGUUAGGAAAGCUUGCGUCUCGUUUAUGAGGCAGCACCAAUCGAGGUUUGAAUCCUAUGUGGAAGGCUCGUUUGAGAAAUAUCUAGAACGACUUGGAGAUCCAAAGGAAAGUGCUGGCCAGCUGGAAAUAAGUGCUUUAUCAAUGAUGUACAAGCGAGACUUCAUUGUGUACCGGUACCCCGGGAAGCCACCCACACGUGCUACAGACAAUGGCUUUGAAGACAAGAUUUUACUGUGUUGUUCCGGUAACGGCCAUUAUGACUCUGUGUAUACAAAACAAUUUCAGGAAAAUGCUGCCAUUUGCCAGGCUGUAUUAUAUGAGAUCCUCUACAAAGAUGUGUUUGGCAUGGAUGAGGAAGAAUUAAGGUCUGCAGUUGAGGUGUUUCGAAGUGGAUCCAAGAAGAACAGAAAUAGUGCUCCUGUAGGAAGCGAGGAUGCAAACUUUGGUUGUCUCCAUGAAAAAGUGCCCAGAAAUCCAUCAGAAAAGAGACUGGGCGACUGGGAAGGCAACGAUACUGACAAUCCACAGGAAACCAAGUUCAAACAAGGCAUUGAAGAGCAAAAGCCUCCAGAAAAUCCUCCAAAGAUGCCUGUUCCUUAUAAAGUGCUAAAGGCACUGGACUCUACCAUCUAUCGAAAUGUGGAGUUUGAUGUUUGGCUGGACAGUAGAAAAGAGCUUCAAAAAACUGACUACAUGGUGUUUGCUGGGAGACAGUACUAUUUAGGAGAUAAGUGUCAGGUGCGUCUGGAAUCAGGAGAGAAGUAUUACAAUGCUCACAUCCAGGAAGUUGGACAGGAUAGCAACACAUUGACUGUAUUUGUUGAGGAGCUGGCAGAAAAGCACACAGUUCCUUUGGCAAACUUAAAGCCAGUGUCGCAAGUGGCUCCUGUCCUUGCUUGGAGUAUGGCUCACAACAGAAGAGGAGGAGCUUAUCAGAAAUUAACAGGUGGACACUUCUCAGGAAUAGAAAUGGAUAUAAAAACACGGAAGAGGAUGCUCAAGAAAGUCCGUGGGAAGGAAGUGUUCAUGGCUGUGACUUACAGCAGGGGACAGCCGGUGCUGCCACCCCGGCUGCAGCAUGGUGCUCCCUCGGGGCGCUUCCCUCCCAUCCACUGCUCCCAGGGAGGGGCAGGCAUGGCACCCUACAAACCCUACCACCAGCAGAACCCUCCCAGGCAGCACCGGGACUCCGGGAUGCCGAGCUCGUACAGCCGCAGCCGCCGCCCGCUGCCCUGUGUGAACAAGGAGUGCCAGUACGGCUUCGUGGCAGGGGCUGCAGAGGAGCCCCAGGGCCCAGAAGAAACUGUAACCCUCUGUGAAAUUGAAGCAGAUGACACUGCUUUUCCUGCUCUGCCUGUGAGUUAUGAACCAAGGAGCAACCAUAGCCCUGCUCCCAUUGUCCAUGGUCCAGGAGCAUUUUGGGUAGCAAGAAGUCCAAACCCUGUUCCAUCUAACAAGCAGACCCUGAGUGCCGAAGAGGAAGAAGCAAGUGAAAAUGGGAAAUUUCAUGAGGAAUAUAUUUAUGUGCCUUCAGAUCCCAGCUGUGAAACUGCAACAGUGUUUAGUUCAGCAGAACCUACAGCAAACUUGGAGGAAGGGCCAGUCCCGGUGUCACAUCAAGAUGAAGUGACUUCCUACAGCUAUCCCCAGAAGGUGUUGGUGAACUCUGCAACAGUUUCCACCUCCACAGAUGUUUACACUGCUCCAGCUACAGGUCUCUCUUCAAAUUCUGCUGCCUCCACUCCAGCCAGUGUCAUAACAGCGCCUCCCCCACAAACAGCAGUGCAGCCUGUCAUAGUAUCUCCCUUUUCUGUGGGGAGGCCAGCAGUUUCUUCAGUGCCAUUCCCAAUCUAUCCAGCUCCUCUUCCCCCUGUGAGUGAGGUGGGAGAAGCCAGUGCUGUUCUUCCAGCUUACUCUUGUGAUCCCAGCGGCAGUGAUUUACCUCGAGAUACAAAGGUCUUGCGGUAUUAUUUUAAUAUGGGAUUGCAAUAUUGCCAUCAGAGCUGCUGGCCUUCCAUGAUGUACGUGCAGCCAGUGCUGCCUCCAUCUCCAGUGGAAGUUUACCCAGCAUAUGCUGAGCCAGCUCCUGUCCUGGAUCAGUCAGUGCCUCAGCUCUUCCCUGAUGCUGGGCAAGCUGAGGUCCACCAGGUUCCCUUGGAGGCAUCAGCGAAUGGUAACUUCCAAAACACAGAGCCUCCACCCCUGUCCUAUGGGCCGGUGUAUUACCCAGUGGUGUCAGACCCCUUCAGCCAGCAGCCUCUGCCUGGCUUUGACUCUGUGGUUCCUGCCUACCGCUACAUUGGGACCUGGCAUCCAGUAAAUCCUCCCCAUGGAAACUCCCCACCUGUGGCUAAGGCUGGGAGCUCAGGAGCACCGCCCCAGGUGGGCUACAUAGCCUCCCCUAACCCUGCACCUCCUGAUGCACCUCAGGGAAUGUAAAUCUGGGAGCUGGAGGCUCCUUCUUGGCUUCUCAUUUCUUGUUUGCCAGCUCUUGUUAGUACUGUUCUGUGUUAUCCUCUCUCGGAGAGUUGAGUCAGUUGCUCA
This is a messenger RNA of Lonchura striata (white-rumped munia), 2715 nucleotides long. Lineage: Eukaryota; Metazoa; Chordata; Aves; Passeriformes; Estrildidae. The record is from RefSeq and is a predicted model, not a curated record.